UCCCGCCUCGGGUGUGCAUCUCUCGCCUUCCUUUUCGCAGCCUGUUUGAGGAGCCUCUUUUCUUCCGUCGGCGAGGUGGGACCCCGGGAGACGUCGCCUGCAUGGCCGCCUCUGUGGACUUCAAAACCUAUGUGGAUCAAGCUUGUAGAGCUGCUGAAGAAUUUGCAAAUAUUUACUAUGAAACUAUGGAUAAAAGGAGGCGGGUAUUGACCAGACUGUACACGGAUGAUGCAGCACUAGUUUGGAAUGGGAAUGCAGUAUCUGGGCAAGAAGCACUUACUAAAUUCUUUGAAAUGUUGCCCUCUAGUGAGUUUCAAGUUACCACCUUUGAUUGCCAGCCUGUUCAUGAGCAAGCUACUCAAAACCAAACCACUGUUCUUGUUGUAACAUGCGGGACUGUCAAAUUUGACGGGAACAAGCAACAGUACUUCAAUCAGAACUUCUUGCUAACAGCACAAACUACAAACAAUAAUACAGUGUGGAAGAUCAUGAGCGAUUGUUUCCGCUUCCAAGACUGGCCUAGUUAGUGGGCAGGUACAGGUGGAUUAUUUCCCUCUGGACAAGAUGCUUGGGGUUCGGGAUGGCUCUGGAUCUUGGGAAAUUGCCUUUCUCUCAUCACUUCUUUGGACUACAGCUGUUGUCAGGAGCAGUGACUUCCUGGUAAAAUCCAUCCUGUUUUUAACCGAAGAACUUCUGUGCCUUCAAGAACUUAUUGGGCUGCAUCAGAAGGAAAAUACUUCCUUGGUUUAUUGGUAUUGAUGGCUAAUUUAGGUAGCAGUGGAACCAGUCCAGUAAAUGUCUUUAUCUGCUUUCCGUUUUCGGUACAAGUUAAACAUUCACACCCUCAAAUGUUUUUGUACAAGACCCAUCUGUCACAAGGCUUUUUUUUUGUUGUUCGAUGAGAAAUUAAAGUGACUGUAACAGAUAGACAAA
This is a messenger RNA of Elgaria multicarinata webbii, 933 nucleotides long. RefSeq names its product nuclear transport factor 2 like export factor 2 (gene NXT2). The record is from RefSeq and is a predicted model, not a curated record. Gene Ontology annotation, biological process: poly(A)+ mRNA export from nucleus. The transcript is spliced from 4 exons. Gene Ontology annotation, cellular component: nuclear pore central transport channel. NCBI's taxonomy places the organism in Eukaryota, Metazoa, Chordata, Lepidosauria, Squamata, Anguidae. Bases 102 to 527 code for a protein of 141 amino acids.